UAUGCCAGCCUAUUGAACAGUCACACAUACUCUGCAGCACUCUUUCCUAGUACUAGUACUAGUGUUGUGGGUGUUACUGUGUUAGUUGUUGCUGAAAUUUGUGUCUGCAUCUACAAUUCCCAACGAUUGUGCAAAUGUCAGAAACGUUGGGUAUGGAAACGCAACCUGUUCAAGUUGAAGGGGCCACUGAUGAUGCCAAUGGACAGAAUAAUUCUAACUAUGGGGCGACAUCAUUGGGUGAUGAACAGCGCAGCAGAGUUGAGGUCACAGAGAAGAGAACCAUGUGCACCCCGUGGCUGUUUGUUGGUCUUGGCUGGUUACCGAUAUCUGUCGGUCUCUCCUUGGCAUUAGCCAUCAUUGUGCCAUAUUGCAUCGCUGUCGGGCUGGGCCAUGUGUCGGCCGGUUUCCCUUACAUCAGUGACACAGGGACAGAGCCACCAGAAAGCUGUAUAUUCGGGCAACUUCUCAACAUUGCAAGUGCACUAGCCUUUGCCACCAUCUACGUCCGCUAUAAGCAAGUUGCGGAGUACUACCGUGAGGUGCCAGAGGGUGUCUUCAAGUGCAACAAGGCUGCCCUGGUCCUGGGUUCGCUUGCCGCCCUAGGGAUGAGCUUAGUUGCCAACUUCCAGGAAACAAACAUGAUCGUCUUUCAUGUGAUCGGAGCCAUGAUGUGUUUCGGCCUGGGUUUUAUCUACGGCUUACUCAUGAGUUGGAUCUCGUACAAGCUGUCACCGCAGCACUGUACCGUGGCCAUGUACCGGGCGCGUCUAGCUCUGUCCCUAGUGGCGAUGUUGUGCCUUGUCACAACCUUGCUAUUUGGUGGUUUGGCAAAUUCACAAUGGAAGGGGGAAGAUCUUCGAAAAUGGCUUCCAGAAGAUGGGGGCUUUGGGCUGCACGUGGCAAGCACGGUCUCCGAAUGGAUCAUGGCUAUCGCCUUCCUCUUCUAUUUCUUCAGCUACAUCAAAGAUUUCCAGAAGGUCGAGCUGGCCGCUGAGGUCAGGCGGUGUCAAAGGUUACUAAAUGUGACCUGUGACCCAAAUGCAUAAUCAGAGAGAUUAAGAGCGUUUUACAAAACUCGACUUCAUCUCCAGCUGUGGUUUAAGCAGAUAGUUGUCCCCUGACUUUUGGCUGACACCAGCUUCAAUACAGGUCCAUGUUUUUAAAUAAAAAUAUAAAAUUGUAUAAUGUAAAAUAAGGUUGAAGAGGGUUUAAAUUUGGUUGAAACGUUUCAGACUUCUAAACGACUCCGGAGCCAGCGAUGAAGUCUAAGCUGGGGACAAAUCCAGAGUUUAAGAAAUGGCUGAUGUAGAUCAUACAGGUCAAGGGACCUAAGGUUUAAUCAUUGCUCCCAUGUUUGUGCGAGGAUGAAGUUUGCAUAAAAUUGAUGCAUUCUCAGAGGUCAAGGUUCAUGCAUCCUCACAUAAUGAGUUGGAGAUCGCACAGUUUAAUCAUAACAAACAUUCUUUCAAAAUUGGAGUGUUCAAUUUGAAGACAUCGUUAUUAAUCAUGAGGUCACACGGCUUGAUCAAUCACAAGCAAUGGUUAAAACUUAUGUUUGAACAUAGUUUGAAUGCAUAAUUAAUCAGAAGUCAACAAAUUGAGUUGUUUGUUUUUUAUUGAAAUAUAAGCUCUUGCUGUAGUUACAAAAUGGACAUAUUGCA
Messenger RNA from Patiria miniata (bat star), 1661 nucleotides. Its product is annotated as DNA damage-regulated autophagy modulator protein 2-like. The coding region runs from base 135 to 1046 and encodes 303 amino acids. The transcript is spliced from 8 exons. Lineage: Eukaryota; Metazoa; Echinodermata; Asteroidea; Valvatida; Asterinidae. The record is from RefSeq and is a predicted model, not a curated record.